AUGAUUUAUCUUUCUUUCUUUCUAUCUAUCUAUCACAUUCUGUUAAUAUCUAUCUCAUUCUGUUCAUUAUCUAUCUAUCUAUCUAUCUAUCACACACUGUUCGUAUCUAAAUAUCUAUCUAAAUCUAUCUAUCUAUCACACCUGUUCGUAUCCAUUCAUCUAACUCACUCUGUUGCAUUCAUCUAUCUAUCCAUCUAUCUAUCUAUCUAUCUCACAGUGUUCGUAUCUAUUCAUGUAUCUAUUCAUUCAUCUAUCUAUCUAUCUCAGACUGUUCGUAUCUAUCUAUCUAUCUAUUCAUCUAUCAUCUAUCUAUUCAUCACACUCUGUUCGUAUCUAUCUAUUCAUCUGUCUGUAUCUAUUCAUCUAUCUAUCUAUUCAUUCAUUCAUCUAUCUAUCUAUCUCUGUUCGUAUUCAUUAUUAUCUAUCUAUCUAUUCAUUCUAUCCAUCUAUCUAUCCAUUCAUCUAUCUAUCUAUCUCACAGUGUUCGUAUUCAUCUAUCCAUCUAUCUAUCUAACUAUCUAUCUAUCUAUCUCAGACUGUUCGUAUCUAUCAUUUCAUCAUCUAUCUAUCUAUCUAUCAUUCAUCUAUCUAUCACACUCUGUUCGUAUUCAUCUAUCUAUCUAUCUAACUCAUUCAUCUAUCUAUCAUCUAUCUAUCUACAUUGUUCGUAUCUAUCUAUCUAUCACACACUAUUCUAUCUAUCACAUCUAUCUUCAUUCAUUCAUCUAUCUAUCUAUCAUCUAUCUAUCUAUCAUCUAUUCAUUAUCUAUCUAUCUAUCUAUCUAUCAUUAUAUCUAUUCAUCUAUCUAUCAUUAUUCAUCAUCAAUCAUCUGUUUUUUUCUCCAGUUUUGGGAACGAAAGAAAAAAGUGACUGAUGAGACGGAAAAAUGA
Messenger RNA from Acanthosepion pharaonis, 891 nucleotides. NCBI's taxonomy places the organism in Eukaryota, Metazoa, Mollusca, Cephalopoda, Sepiida, Sepiidae. The record is from the annotation of a GenBank genome assembly.